GGAGGAGCCAGAGAAGGAGGUGGAAUAUCUGAUGGGGAUUUCUGGAUUGGCCUGACUCGUGUGGGUGGAGCCGACAACACCUUGACUCCCUGUCCUGAUCUAUAUCAUUGGACUGAUGCCAGUGACGCCACCUUCAGGAACUGGUACUUUGAUGAGCCCUCCUGUGGUGGGGAGGCCUGUGUUGUCAUGUAUCACCAGCCAACUGCACCUGAAGGCCUGGGCGGGGCUUAUCUAUACCAAUGGAAUGAUGACCGCUGCAACAUGAAGCACAACUUCAUAUGCAAGUAUGAGCCAGACAGCGACCUAAUGAAGGAACAUAAAGACAAAGCAACAGGGCGGGGCACAGCUGUGACUGCAGGUGGAGGUGUGGUGAACCAGUCUGCAGGCAGUGAGAGCGUCGCCCCUGAAGUGGCCAUGGCCGGACCUUCAGGAAUGCUGCUGCUGUACGUGGUCAUCCCAACCAUCCCGCUGUUGCUGCUCAUCCUGGUGGCCUCUGGAACGUGCUGCUUCCAGACGCUCAGCAGAAGUCGUUCUCAGACAAAGACCCCCACCGACCGAUCAAACCUGUGGAUCUCCAGGACACCUAAACCUGAUACCAUGGAGGUGUGACGUCACUGUGACAUCAGAGGCAGAGCAAUGAUGUCACCAGAGACUUUCAUUUGGUUGUGACCAAUGAUUUAUGGUAAUAGCAGCGGGGGGUCAACAGUGAUGUCAUGUUGAGCAGAAAGUGGGUGGAGCUUAUUUAUUGUGAUUUAAUGAACUGGAUGUUUUGUUCCAAUCCAGCACUGCUCUUUAUUAUUUUGUGAGAAGCGCCCCCUGCUGGGCAGACAUGUAUGGAGCAGGACAGCUGUAGGUUAAGCCGUCUGGAAGAAACUUCAGUUAAAACUCGACUGAUCCGACUGCUGCUGCUUCUGGUUCUGACAGGAAUGAACUGGAUCAGUACCGUGCAGAUGGUUACAGAUCAGAACCAGAACUUUAACCUCCAGCAGUGUGAUGGAGCUGAUGGGGAGCAGGAGUUUGGACCCAGCAGCCUCCUCAGACCGCCUCAGUGAGCUCCUGUCUUGUUCUCUGUCUGCUUUUCCAUGCAUGAACCUUCAGUGUUGAAUAAAAA
Cyprinodon variegatus (sheepshead minnow) is the source of this 1111-nucleotide messenger RNA. RefSeq names its product chondrolectin-like (gene chodl). Gene Ontology annotation, cellular component: cytoplasm. The coding region runs from base 187 to 609 and encodes 140 amino acids. The record is from RefSeq and is a predicted model, not a curated record. Gene Ontology annotation, biological process: positive regulation of axonogenesis. Lineage: Eukaryota; Metazoa; Chordata; Actinopteri; Cyprinodontiformes; Cyprinodontidae. The transcript has 6 exons.